This is a messenger RNA of Haliotis rufescens (red abalone), 1176 nucleotides long. RefSeq names its product cation-dependent mannose-6-phosphate receptor-like. The transcript has 7 exons. The coding region runs from base 34 to 801 and encodes 255 amino acids. The record is from RefSeq and is a predicted model, not a curated record. Lineage: Eukaryota; Metazoa; Mollusca; Gastropoda; Lepetellida; Haliotidae. Gene Ontology annotation, cellular component: trans-Golgi network.
ACCAGGGCAGGUCGUUUCAAUACUUCUCUCAACAUGGCGACUCAUAAUAAAGUGAUGCUGAUGAUUUUAUUAACAGUCCUAUCUGUGCCCUCGUCCGGAGCAAUUACCAAAUGUGAGAAAAUGUCCUCUUGUUCCUGUAAAACCGACAAAGGUGUGGUGGACUUAACUCCCCUCUCGGGCACAAAUGGACCAAGAUUUAAAGACAAGCUAGCACCCAACGGGGACAAGUUCUCUUGGAAUCCCUGCAAGCCAUUCUCAGAGGGGACAUGCAAGGGUGUAGCGGCUUGUCAGAUACAGAAGCUCUUACCGCCGUCCUACUUCAACAUUGGGAACCAAGACAGCGCCACCUUCACUGUAGACCAGGGACUGAAGCUCACCUACUCUGCCGACACAUUCCUUGAUCAACCUGGCGCCCCCAACAUUGUCAGAACCACCAAAGUAUCAUUAGUUUGUGACGAAAGUAAAGAUCCAGGGGAGCUAACUGUUGAUGGAGAGACGAAAGCCGGAAGUGCAGUUUACGUGAUGACCCUGGCCAGCAAGUAUGCCUGUGAGUCUGUCCCUGCCACGCCCAGUGGAAUCUCAGUUGGCACCGUCCUGGACAUCAUCCUGUUAGUGUGUACGGUCCUCUACGUCUGUGUGGGGAUUGGCUUCCAGAAAUACGUGAGGAAGGCGGAGGGGAGAGAGAUCUUGCCCCACUACUCGUUCUGGGUGGAUCUACCCAGACUUAUUAGAGAUGGCACGUUGUUCGCUGUGAGCUUGUGUGGGAGGCGGUCGACAAAUAAGACGUACGACAACAUCUAGUUCCAUAGUUCCAUUCCUGGCUCACUCUGGUCUCUCACGCGCAGGGAAUUCUGCAACAUUCUUACCGUCAUUUAGGAAAGUGGGCAUGCAAUUUGCCAAUCAACCCUAGGAUUUUCAGGAGAUACUUUAGAAUUUGUCAUAUUUCAAUAAUUUAAAAGGUACUAUGUUGGGUGCAUAUCACUGGGGUUCAUAUGCGAUUGUAGGAAAGGGAGGGUCAAUCCCAUGCCCCAAACCAUCCACCCCCACCUCUACACACCCUACAUUCCAACCUUGGAUCGUCAGUCGAAAAAUACGGAUGGAUUACGCAUGGAGGAUAUUCCAUGUUAACCGAUGUAGAGAUGAAGAGAGAGGUGGGGGAGGUAAGAGAAAGGGGAG